AUGGAUGUACGCUCCAAAAAGCUUCGCACCAGACAGAACUAUCCCUUCCAGCUCGAGUAUCGAACACGAUGGUCCGACAAUGACAUGUACGGCCAUCUAAACAACAGCAUAUACGCUUUCCUCUUCGACUCCAUCAUCAACAGCUAUCUCAUUUCGCACUGUGGACUUGACCCUUCGCAACAUCAAAAGACGACUGAAAAGACACACAAUCAAAUCGGAUUGGUGGUGUCGUCCUACUGUGACUAUUUUGCGUCUGUGGGCUUUCCCGAUGUUCUAGAUCUCGGGCUUAGGGCUGUCAAGCUCGGGUCGUCGAGCGUGACGUAUGAGGUGGGUGUGUUUAAAAAAGGUGAGGAUGCGGUCAAGGUUGUCGGUGGGUUUACGCAUGUCUUUGUGGAGAGGGAAACGAUGAGGCCGCGAGCCGGAGGAGGGGGGAUGCAUGAUCGGAUUAGGCAAGGGCUGGACAAGCUGUUUGUUGGUGAUGCGUCAAAGUUGUAA
Messenger RNA from Talaromyces rugulosus, 495 nucleotides. RefSeq lists its product as uncharacterized. The record is from RefSeq and is a predicted model, not a curated record. Gene Ontology annotation, cellular component: mitochondrion. Gene Ontology annotation, molecular function: fatty acyl-CoA hydrolase activity. Bases 1 to 495 code for a protein of 164 amino acids. NCBI's taxonomy places the organism in Eukaryota, Fungi, Ascomycota, Eurotiomycetes, Eurotiales, Trichocomaceae. The transcript has 2 exons.